AUGAAUACAAAUGAAUGGAGAAAUAUUGAUAAUACUUAUUAUGGAAAGCAAAAAAUAAGUAAUAUGGUUUGGAGCAAUGAAGAUAUAUUAAAUAAUAGUAUUGUUUGUUCAGGAUAUUUAGGUUUAAUAGCUGUCUUAAUGAAUAAAGAGAAGUUUGAUGAUUAUAAUAAGAAAGAUAAUUUAAAAAUAUAUACAAAUAUUGGUAGGCUAAUAUCAAGUUGCAGAUUAAGUUAUGAUGGAUUAAUAUGUUUUGGAUGGAAUAAAAAUAAUGAUUUAGUUUUAUUAUUUAAAGAUAAUAUAGUUAGAGUAUACUCCUGUUUUUGUGAAAAAAUUUUUGUUUUUUCAUUAGAUGAAAAUAUAAAAAGUGAAGGAAUAUUAACAGGAAAAAUAUGUGAAGAGGGUAUCAUUAUAAUAACAGAAAAGUUAAAUAUAUAUGUUAAUUAUUAUUUUAGUGGUAAUAAUUGUAUUAAAUAUCCUAAUAUUGAUUUAAAAGGAAAACCAAAUUGUAUUUGUGCAAUUGAAGAAGACAAAUUAAAUAACGAUUUGAAUAUUGAACAAAACUAUUUUGAUAGAAAACCAAAUAAUGAUUUACUGAAAUUAAAUUUAAAAAAUUAUAUAACAAAUACGUUCGAUAAAAAGGAAAAUAUAAAUGAAAGUAUGAAUUACAAAAACAAUGUGCUUAUUAAAAGUAAUGAAAAAUAUAAUAUAAAAGAUGAAAAUGGGACACAAAGAAAAAAAAAAAAUAUAUUAAUAAAGACCACUACGUAUGAUUUAAAUAAGACCUCUGUAAAUUCCAAUAACAAUAAAAUACAGCAAGAACGAAUAAAUGAAGAGCUAAAUAUACACAUAUUAAUAGCUUUAUGUAAUGGAGGAUUUGCAUUGGUAAAUAGAUAUCAUUACAAAUAUUAUGAUACAGAUUAUAGUCAUCCAUAUAUUAAUAUGUCUAUUUCAAAAUCAGGAACUAUUUUAGCGUUUUUAUCGAAUAAUGGCAUAAUAAGAAUUUAUUUAAUUAAUAAUUUAAAUAAGUGUAUUGAAGAAACUAUUUUAGAUAGUAAAAAAACUAUAAAACAAAUUGUUUGGUGUGGUGAUGAUUGUUUAGCCGUUUAUACUCCUAUGAUUACUCCAUCUAAUGAUAUACAACAUAUGUUAUUUGUAGGUGGACCAAAAAAUCAGUGGAUUCCAUACCAAUAUAGACAUAAUUUAUAUUUAAUUGGAGAUAUAUAUGGAGUAAAAAUUAUAAGUAAAGAAAGUUAUGAAUAUGUUAGCAGAAUUCGAAAAUCUGUCUUUAAUAUUUUUAGUAUAGGAAGUUGUACUCCUUCGGCUAUGUUACUUUACUCAUAUGAAAAGUAUAAAAAUGGAAACAUUUGUCUUGAUGAUGAAAUAAGAGCAUUUAAUAAUAAUUUAGAUGUUGCUAUUGAAGAAUGUUUAGAUGCUGCUACACAUGAAUAUAAUGAAAAUAUAAUAAACUUAUUACUACAAACAUCUCUAUUCGGAAAAAAUUUUAUGAAAAUUAGUUAUAACUGUAAUAAAUUCUUGUUAUUUUGUUUGUACUUAAGAAUAUGCAUGAAUGUUAGAAAACCUCCCUUAGAUAUUUUUAUUACAGCUUCAGAACUUAAAUUUAUUACUAUACCUACUUUUGUUCAAUAUAUUGUUAGAAGAAAAGAAUAUUUUUUAGCUUAUAGAAUUUGUGAAUAUGCAGGAAUAAAAACGGAUAAUAUAUUAAUUGAAUGGUGUAAAGAAAAAAUUGAAAAGUCAAUUGAAUUAACUGACGAACAAUUAUACUGUACUAUAACAGAAAAAAUAAAAAACGAGAAAAAUAUAGAUUAUUCCUAUAUUGCUUUUAUUGCUGCUAAAAGUUUAAGACCACAAUUGGCUACUAUAAUUAUUCAAUAUGAAGAAAACAAAAAAAAACAAAUUGAUAUGUUACUAAAAUUAGCUAAUUAUACUUUAUCAGUUGAAAAGGCAAUUCUUUCCAAAGAUAUUGAACUUGUUUAUUUAUGCAUUAUAAAUAUUAUAAAUCAAGAAAAAGAAAAUAUAGAUGGAGAAAAGGAAUUGUCUACAUUAACAGAAGUUUUUAAAAAUAAUAUCCAAGCUUCUAACUGUUUUUACAUUUAUUGCAAAAAAACAAAGCAAUAUAAGUUACUUAAGCAAUUUUAUGAAAAAAAUGGACAACAUUCACAAGCUGCUUUUGUUACACUAGAUCUAGCUCUUUCCAAAAAAAAUUAUGAACAAAAAAAAACAUGGCUAGCAUAUUCAGCAGGAUUUUUAACAACAGAUAAAAUGAAUAGUCAUAUAAAUUUUGUUCAUUCAUCAAUAAUGAAUAAUAUAGAUUUAUUAAACUAUCAAAAAGAGUUAGAAAUGAAGUAUAAUAAAAAAUCAGUUAUAGGAUAUCCUCAUAAAAUUCAAGGAUUAUCAUUAAUGAAGACUGUUGAAUAUAUUAUAUCAGUCGGUGAAUUUUUGGAUGCAGAUAACCUUUGUAAAAAAUUUAAAAUAUCUGAACCGAAGUUUUGGAGAUGUAAAAUAUAUGCACUAGCUAAAAAUAAAUAUUUUGAUGAAUUAUACAAUUUUGCAAAUUAUAGAGUAUCGCCAAUAGGAAUGGAUUAUUUUAUUGAAUGCUCUUACGAAUACGGUUCAAUUCCACUAACUAUUAAAUUAAUUCAAAAAAAUAAAGAUUUAAAUACACAAUAUAAGUGGUUUACAAAAUUUAAUAUGCAAAAAGAAGCAGAAAAUGUGUUAAAACAGCUAAAAUCACAAAAAAUUACAAGCACAAUAUUUCAAACAAUUACCGAUGCUAUAUCAAAUAUAAGAUAA
This is a messenger RNA of Plasmodium gallinaceum, 2811 nucleotides long. RefSeq names its product vacuolar protein sorting-associated protein 16, putative (gene VPS16). Gene Ontology annotation, cellular component: HOPS complex; lysosomal membrane; endosome. Gene Ontology annotation, biological process: intracellular protein transport; endosomal transport; vacuole fusion, non-autophagic. Lineage: Eukaryota; Apicomplexa; Aconoidasida; Haemosporida; Plasmodiidae. The record is from RefSeq and is a predicted model, not a curated record. The transcript has a single exon. Gene Ontology annotation, molecular function: actin binding. Bases 1 to 2811 code for a protein of 936 amino acids.